This is a messenger RNA of Perkinsus marinus ATCC 50983, 606 nucleotides long. RefSeq lists its product as hypothetical. Bases 1 to 606 code for a protein of 201 amino acids. The record is from RefSeq and is a predicted model, not a curated record. The transcript is spliced from 9 exons. NCBI's taxonomy places the organism in Eukaryota, Perkinsozoa, Perkinsida, Perkinsidae.
AUGAAGGUCCUCCUCGACGUUGGUAGAGCCACCGGAAUGACGAGCUAUCAAGACUGUGUUAAGCUGUAUAUGGGAUCUGCUAGUUGCCGCGUGGUUGAAAGUGUAUUGUUUUUGGACUGUUUUGGGGCGACUGCGGCUUUCAUGAACUUCAUGUUCGAUUUUAUACAUAGUUUCAUAGGAAUUUUCACGACGACAGCUUGGUACGACAACAAGGCGUUUGUUAUAGCAGUUUUGACGCUGAUGAUAUUGAUGUUGUUGGUGUCGACAUUUUUGCCAUUGGAUAGGGAGUUGCCGAAUCCUACUGUGAAACGGUCGAAUGAUAUGAUCCUUUUGGCCACCCUCUGUAUGCUGUUCGCCUAUGGAGCUGUUGGCACGUUGGGAUAUUAUUUGUGGGGUGAAGGGCUGCUCAUCGCGAAGGACGGAGCUGAUGUGAGUAUUGAGAGUACUAUCGUGUUGGCCGUCAACCUCAAUUCUGGCUACCAUAGCGAGAGUAGCGAUGACGCCAAUGCUGAUAAUGUGUUCGGUGCUGUGUUUGAACCCUGCCCGGGAGAAUAUCUUGAGGCUGAUGUUGGCAGCUGUACCAUCGAUGGACGUUACUACGUGUGA